Molecule: messenger RNA, 6824 nt
Organism: Anopheles stephensi (Asian malaria mosquito)
Lineage: Eukaryota; Metazoa; Arthropoda; Insecta; Diptera; Culicidae
Exons: 5
Coding region: 4422-6122 (566 amino acids)
Cellular component (GO): extracellular region
Source: RefSeq, a predicted model, not a curated record
AGUGCUCUUCGAACGGUCGGCGUUUUCGGUUUCGUUGCAGCAAUUCCGGCGUCCUGUUUCGUUCGGCAUCCGGAAAACAGUAAAGUUUUCCACAAACCGUGCGUUUGAGUGUGUGUGUGUGUGUGAGUGCGGUUGGGGAGCAUUUCCCACUGACUUUUGCCGAAUCCCCGGGAAGAUUUGUUUUCGUGCGGCAUAUCCGUAUGCACCGUGUUUUGCCCUGUUUUCUGGUGGACGGUGUGCGUGUAAAUAAUAGAUUGUUGCGAAUUCUAAACGUGGCCGCACACAAAUUCCCCCUUAAAUUAUCAGUGAAUCAUCACUUUCGGGUGGGCGUUCGCAGGGUAUAGAAAGUGAGAGUAAGCUAAGGGGAAAGCGGUUGUAGUAGGAAAUGGAAUAUUUAUGGACAUUUUGCGAAAGAACGUUGGUCGAAAACGCGUUCCGACGGUGGAUGCAUUUGUCUGGAAGUGGUUCUUGCUCGGUAACGGAAAAAGGAAGUCGAAUGUUUAGGCAGUUAGAACUCUGAGUCGUGCGGUUUGGAAUGUUCGUCCAACUGAUACCCUUUCGCAGGGAAGUGUGUGUUACCUUGCUACCUGUGGCGGAAGUUGGCGGAGCAAUGUUUGUUUAUACAGUUCACCCUCUGGACGACGCAGGAAUGGCGGUCUGGAAUUCAGAACACAUUGCGUGUGCACUGAACAUACCGAGUAUCGCACCGCCGGGAUGCUAACGAGCAGAAAAUGCUGUAGUAUAAUCUGUAACAAGACAACAGCUUCUGGAAAGUUGGAACUACCGAUUCUUCCACUAGUUAGCGUUUGAGCGUCUUGACCUUAAGCGCACAGUUUAUGGGGCUUAUGAAAUAUGAGCCGUCUGGCCGUCUAUUAGCAGCAGGAAAUCGAUCGCUUACUUAAGAGCGAGCGUGGAAAAACGCUGGUCAAACACGAUCGAUUGAUUUGCUUCCGGUCUCGGGAGCAUGCCACCAUUAGCCGGAUUUUCCUCCGCCAGCAAGGUGCAAGGUCAAUCGGCUCAUUACGAAGGAGAAUUGUCGGCAUGUAUUGCUCGGCCCUCCUGGCCCUCGCUGCAUACAUUAAUGCCGAUGAAAGUCAUGAAAAUGUCAUAAAUGGCGUAGACACGCGGCAGACGCGCUUGGCGGUAAAAACAUAAAUAAUUAACAGAAUGCGUUGGUUGCGCUGGAUUUUGGGAAUGAGUUUUUUGGUUUGGAUGUGUCUGUGGUCAUUUUACGACUCAUUGUGCCGACUGCCGAUGGGUCAGAAUUCCAUUGGAACUUGCUGUGGACGUGGUGGGGUUCAAAAACAAAUUGUGAUUGAAGUGUUUGCGAUAAAGCGAAUGACAAUGAUUUCACUCUCCCCUCUCAGGGUCUGCUGGAACGAAUUUUUAAUUCGUUCCGCGUUCAAUGUUUUGAAAAGAAGCACAGCGCCCAAAUUGAAACCUGCGAGCUGCGGGCCGAGAACGAAAACUGGCCACUGGCCUCGCCUUACCACCUCCGGCGGACGUUUAUUAGCGAUGUUCGGUGUUGUGUGUUGUGCACCGAACCUGUUGGAGGUGGUUUCGAUUUUGGACACACGCGACACACUGACUCGACUCGAUGGACUCGGUGGGGCCACUGGGUGUCCAGGUGUUAAUAAUAACCACGAUGUGUGUACGCGUAUUUCUGGCGUAGAUGGGUCGUCUAGGCGGGCUAGGCCUAUUUUGGGGUGCCGAUUUGCACGACACUUUCCCGGAAGUGAACUGCGGCAGAACCGUCGAGCACGCGUGUGCCGAACCAUAGUUAGAUUCCAUUUUUGGAUUAAUGUGCGUGUUUAUGAAUUUAAAUCGUCUCGGCGCACAGGAGCUUACGCUGCCGCGUGAUUAAUCGCCGUAUCACAUGAUGGAUGGAUACUGGAGCAGAUGCCUUAGCGGCACAUAAAAUGGCCGCUUCUAAUCACUGCCAACGCCAGCGGAAAACGCUCCCUUGAUUUAUUGGAAAUCCUGAACAAGCCGAAAAGGAAAACUGUCUCGCCGUCCGGAUGAAGCCGGAAAAGUCAUCGUCGUCAAUUCUAGCUUCCCUCGUCGUUCGCGGUUGGAAUUCACUCACUCGAGCCAAAAAAACGGCAAAAAAGACACCCCUCUCGAAUCAAUACUCUCUCCGCACAGCCGAAGCGAUAUGAAGCGUUUAUGUUUGCCCCUCACCUAACCUCAAAAAUUGUGGACACCCUCCCGAAACCUUUUUUGCCAUCCUGGGUCGCGAUACGCGUCUUGCUGGCUCCUGAUUUUCCGGGGAUGUGCUAAAUCACCCUUCGGGAGCAAAUCCAGCAAGAACGUGGAUGUACUUGGCGGUGUUCCGCAUAAUCUUGUAGGGUUGCCUUGGUAACGGUGAUGGCGCUGUGCCAACGGGACCUAACGAAGCUAUGCUCGUCCUCGGGUUUCUUCUCUGCGUUUUCUGCCGGGGCUUCGUUCGUUCCGGUUGGGAAAAAGCCUAUCGAAAAGUGAAAUUACCGGCAUUCGGAGUUUGAGAAGCAGUUGCCUUAAAUUGGGUUUUCAUCACAUCCGCACAGUGUACUGAGGCGCGUCAGUAUCCUCGGGCAUGUUUUCUGCCUCGGUUCGAUGGAAAGUUCCGAUGCCGGAGAUGGUUGGUAGCAGAGCAUUCGGUAGCACAGGAUAUUCGCACGUCAUCGUGUGCGAUCUCGCCGGCUAUUCUCUAAAGAUGAAUUUUUGAUAAAGUUGGUGGAACGUUUGAAACGAUCCGAGCCCUUGAUGGAUGGCGUGGAAUUCAUCCGCAAGUUGUACGAAGGAUAAGUUUCUGCCCCUGUUUGCAAUGUCCCUUUAUUUGAAUGGAGAAAAUUCUCAUUACACUGUUGAAUAGAGCACCCUUACUGCUAGCUGAUUUGACCCAGUUUGGAAUUUGUUUGCCGAGUGCUGCUGUGAGAACGCCCUCGCGAAACUGUUAGAUUCUUUACAUCGGAAUGAUUCAUAUUCGUUCGCUGUUUGUCCGCUGGAGCAAGGGUUGUGAGCCGACACCGUCUCUUAUCGACGCAAAAAGAUAUCAGUGAGAUGUCAUGCAAACACCGUCAUGAGAAUGGCUGUGAUGCUGUGUAACAUCGCAGCGAGACAAAGUACCAGCUCGGCAUCAUGAAUUCACCCUGGCCAAUAUUUGCAUGAAAGAUUGAACGAACAAACACCCAAAACAAACCCGACGGAGAUGAUAAAACACAAGAGAUGGUUGGUGUUUAAAGAAGCGGUUGUCCCACAUCGAACACUGACUGUCCAGUAGUGCUGAGUGGCAGGCUCGCCGGAUGACGCCUUCCCGUUGGGGGAGUUCCACCACCAGCGUCGAUGUGGGGCCUGCGGAUUCAGCAGAUGAUAAUAAAUAUGUUAAUAUUUGAGAACAUAAAAACAGUGUGCAGACACACUCGCACACCGGUGAAUAUUAAAGCAACCCGAAUGACAACUGGAAUUUCGCUUCGAUGCUAUCCUCGGCACACGCUGACUGAUUUAUUCUCAGUUGUGAGGCUUGGUCCGAGGCUGGCGAGCGACUAUGGUUAAUUGAUCGUUCAGAUGGAGACGCUGGACAACACUAUGCUGUUUCAUUUUACGGCUCGUGAAAUUUUAAUGCGCCACAGCCUUUUGGAGUUAUGGUGGCUUAGACUGAAGGGUCAUCCCACUCGACGAUCGUUUGAUCGGAUCGACAAAUUGCUCUGGACGUUUGGACAUCUGCAGAGACGGAGGGAGCCUCAGUGACAUUUCACUUUGUACGACGCUCCAAAUCCAAUUUCGUUGCGAAGCACGAUCCAGAAUGUUGUUGUGGUCCCGUCCCACAACAGUGCCUCGUUUUGCUGGGACAAUCGCUUUCGUUCGGCGCUUCGAACGUUGCAUGGCGUCUUGAAGUCGUCGCCCCGGGAUCAUCUUGAUCUUUUUCGUACGGUUGCGCUGCGUUGUUCGUGUGGUGCGGCUUAUCGCACCGCAAUCACGAUCGUGAUCAAUGCAAUCGAUCUCACUGUUGUCGGCGUGUGAUUUGCUGCGUCAGCUGCUUGCUCCAAAGAAUGGGCUCCUUCUCUGUCUCUGGGCUGUAGGCUGGGGAUCGUUCAUAAGGCACAUUAGAGGCUGAUCAAGGGGACGCAACAAGAGGGAGCGAGGGUGUGUGAAUGCCGCAAAACAGGUUGUUAAAAACACGUGCUUUGAAUUACAAGUUUAGGGACAAGAUAUCUUGCGCACCAGUCGUGACGUUCGUGUAGCGCAAUUUGCCAGACAAAUGCAUCUCAUCGUGCACACCGCCAUCCAUGGAUAAGAGCAUCGCCACGCCAGUGGUAGUAAAGUUUGUGAAACCCAGUGGUCGUCGCAAAGCGGACGCGGACGAUAACGGCCAGACGGUGACGGUGGUGGUGAACUAGCGGUGUGUUGUGUUACGGGCGGAAACAAACCUUCCGGACAGGAUGGAGGUGUGCUGCCUGAAAAUGGCUUCCAGAUGCAGGCCAACCCGACCCAUAAAGGACAUAACGCAGCUCUCGUCGGCUGGAUCCUCACACGACUGCGGUGCCCUGUCGCGGGUCGUAAUGGUCAGAAAAACGGAUCAGCGCGUCAUCAAUCACAAGGGCAGCCAGAAGGAUCCACUGUGCGAGGUGAUUACGAUGGAAACGAUACAGACGUACAAGGGCCACAAGCCGGACCGGACGGUGGUGUUUAGGGAGAAGUUCGAUCUCACCGGAAACGACAUGUCACGCUCACUUUCCACCGGCAAACUCUCCGUCGGUUCUCCCCGGCUCUCGAUUUCCCCGCUGCGGACAAUCCUUACGACGAGUGCCGAGUUGGAAAAGACACGCACGGCAAGCGAUCGGAACAAUAACAAUACGCCGUUGGGCAGCAAAGCGCCAGCGUGCGACACAAAACGACUCAAUGGACAGAGUGUGGUUGGGUCGCUUCGCCCAAAGUCUCUCGAUCGGGGCAAUAACAAUGCGAGCCCGCUGCUUCGACACUCUAAAAGUCCUUCGAAGAGUCCCUCGAUUGGAAGCUUAAGGCCGGGCUGUGGAGGAUCACAGUCAUCGCUGCGAGGAAGUACGCCCUCACUGUACACAGAGUUCGAGCGGGAAUGUCUGAAGGCACACAACGAGUACCGGACACGGCACGGAGUACUUCCGAUGAAGUUGAGCAAACGAUUGUGUCGGUACGCGGAGGAGUGGGCCAAAGUGAUUGCGGCUCGAGGUGUGCUGGUGCAUCGCAGCAAUUCGGCGUACGGGGAGAAUAUUUUCUGCUCGUGGAGCUCGUCCAAUACGGCCGGCUCGAACAUGUGCGUGAGUGGACGGGAACCGGUGGAGAACUGGUACAGCGAGAUCGAUCAGCACGUGUUUGGGAAGGAGCCGGCCACACUGAAGACGGGACAUUUCACGCAGGUCGUGUGGAAGGAUAGCCGGGAGCUUGGCGUUGGAGUGGCACGCAAUCGCUCGGGACAGGUGUUUGUGGUGGCCAAUUACGAUCCACCGGGUAAUUAUAUCGGCAGUUUCGCAAAGAACGUCCCACCCGUGGGUGGUUUCGAAAUACCGAAGAUUAUCGUCGACAAACCAUCCGCCCUGAAGCAAACUUCUGUGGAUGAAAUGGCCGGAAAAACGACAAUCUCAUCUCUACGGCGGCCCGGAUCGGAAAAGCCAGAGAAACAUGUCCGCAUUGUGGAUGAGAAUGAUCCGGAUCAGUUCGAUGAGUUUUCGACGGCCAUGCUGAAGCAUCACAACGAGUACCGGAAGCGUCAUGGUGCAGCAGAUUUAGUCCUCCACAAAGAGCUCGUCCGAGAUGCACAGCAGUGGGCGGAAAUCUUGGCCCGAGACGAUCGGUUCACCUACCGGCAGAACUCCAAGUAUGGCGAGAAUCUCUACUGUCUUUGGUCCUCGGACAGAAACGCACGCCCGAAUGCGCGGGACGUCUGUCGGUCGUGGUACGAGGAGGUGAAGCAGUACGCAUUCACAGUAGAACCACGCGCCGCCAUCAAGGGUGGUCAGUUUACGCAGAUGGUGUGGAAGGGCACGAAGGAGCUGGGCGUGGGUAUGGGACAAACGCGCAGCGGUAAGGUGAUUGUCGUCUGUACGUACUAUCCGCGUGGGAACGUACUGGGACAGUUCCUCGCGAACGUUAGUCGGGCGCGUUAGAUAGAACAGAAAGUGGCUUUAACAUAGUGAAACAGUACCUUUCACCAAACAUGCGAUAAUCAGGGGAAGCAGGAGCCUUAAUCCGGGUAGGGAACACACCAUUCACAUAACAUUGUUGCGUCCGCAAGGUCUGUUUGCCGUUGAUGUCAGAUGUAGAGUGUGUUUCCUGACCAAUCCAGGAGACUAACACACACACACACGCGCGCAGACACAUCUAUUUAGCACCGUGUUGCAUAUUGAAGCUAUAUUUCUGCUACAAACACAUUUUUGAUAUACGUACACAGAUAAGCUUACAUGCGGAGAGGCGCUUGCAGAAAGGCACAAAUUCCGGAAGGAAAGGAAACUCGGGCCGUCUCCUCGGUAUUAGUUAAGGCAAUCACAAAAAAGCGUUACCAGUUUCCAUGCAGCACAUUAUACGUAAGGGCUUAUUCACCGAAACAGGGAGCAUUCUGAUCGGGGCGCAUCCUUCACACAGCACAAACGCAGCAACGCAAGCAUUAUUUAUUCGAAAUGUGACUACAACUCGCGUUGCUUGCCCGUUCCUUUCCAAGUGUGUGAGGUAAAAUAAUAACAGAAAAAGAAAACCAAAAAAAGAUUCCGUGCGAGAAGGUGCAUAUUAUACCUGUACCUGUAUAGAGUUUGUACCAUUUAUCUGAAAAUUUCAUCCAAUAAAAUACACCAAUUAAUUCACACACUCACAAA